This is a messenger RNA of Vicia faba (fava bean), 1209 nucleotides long. The record is from the annotation of a GenBank genome assembly. NCBI's taxonomy places the organism in Eukaryota, Viridiplantae, Streptophyta, Magnoliopsida, Fabales, Fabaceae.
AUGAGAUUGUUACUCUUUGGUAUAGAGCUCCUGAAGUUUUGCUUGGAUCUACUACCUACUCUACUAGAGUUGAUAUCUGGUCUGUUGGAUGUAUCUUUGGCUUGCAAUAGCUUUGCAGUAACAUAUGUUCCAUUGUAUGACACCCUUGGUCCUAAUGCUGUGGAGUUUAUCAUAAACCAUGCUGAAGUUUCAAUCGCAUUUGUUCAAGAAAAUAAGAUUGCAUCAAUUUUGUCAUGUCUUGGUCGGUGUUCUUCAAAUCUUAAAACUAUUGUGAGCUUUGGAAAUGUUUCAGCCGCACAAAAGAAGGAAGCUGAGGAAUUUGGCGCGUCCUGCUUCUCCUGGGAAGAGUUUCUCCAGUUGGUACAAGAAGAAGCGCAAAAUGGACAAGUAGAAUUGGAAAAACAUGUCAUCACAAAGACAUUGACUAAGCCAUCUGAGGCAUAUUAUGAUGCCAAAAACCUGCCACAUGUUCUUGGUUUCCAUGAAAUUCGUCUCCCUUCUCUGAAAUUCAUCUCUCUAUUUAGGGCAUUGUGUGUAAUGGAGGAAAUUCUUAAUAUUACGAUACACCACAGUGGUCAAUUUGUUAGUGAGGACUUGAGUGUGUACGAAGGAGGUGAGAUUGCUGAUUUGAGAGUAGAUGCUGAUAUGUGGGGUUAUUUUGAGUUAUUGGAUGCUAUUAAGGAACUAGGUUACCCAGCCAUAGAGAAGAUAUACUAUAAGGAUCCAACUGCUGGAAUGAAUCUGUUGUUUGAUGACAAAGGGGCCUUAGAGAUUGCUGAUCUAUAUAUGGUUCAUUUACGUGUUGAAGUCUUUAUUCAACACCCAUUGUCACAGCCUGAGUAUGUUGAUGAGAGUGAAGUUAUUUUAGAUGAGAUAUCCCUGAAUGUAAUGGAAGAUGAUGCAGUUAGACAAAAUGAGGUAAGUGAGGAUGCUGAAGAUGUUGUUAUACAGAAGGAGGCAAUUGAAGAUGUUGUUGGACAGAAGGAGGCAAGUGAAGAUGUUGUUAUACAGAAUGAGGCAAGUGAAGAUGAUGUUGGACAGAAGGAGGCAAGUGAAAAUGCUGUUGGACAGAACGAUGAUGAUAGUUCUGAUGAUGAUAGCUCUGAUGAUAGUAGAUUUUCGUAUGAUAGUGCAAAGGAGGUUGUAUUUGAUGAUGAAACUGAUGACUGUGAUACUGACUUGGAAGAGGAAGAAGGUAUGGCAGAAUGA